AUGGAGUGGAGAACUUUGUGGUGGUGUAUCUUGGCUUUGUCAGUAACUGGUGUUAUCGCUUUGAAAGCCAAAAAGAGUCGCAGCAGCAACCAUGUUAACAGCAUCUGCAGCACCUGGGGCAGGCAACACUUCAAGACCUUUGAUGGAGAGCUGUACCAGUUCCCUGGCAUGUGUGAAUACACUCUGGCUUCCGACUGCCACGGGUCUUACCAAGAGUUCUCUGUGCUGAUGAAGAGGAGUGAGGCUGGUGGCAACCCUACUGUCAGUUAUGUAGGGGUCACCAUCAGCAACCUUGACUUUCAUCUGACCAAGAACUUGAUCAGGGUGAAUGGGGAAGUCAUCGAUCUGCCAUACUACAAUGCAGGAGUUCAGCUGGAACGAAAUGCAAUUUACACCAAGCUUCACUCUAAAGUUGGCAUCACUGUCAUGUGGAAUGGUGAUGAUGCAGUCAUGGUUGAACUGGAUUCACAGUAUGCCAAUCGAACCUGUGGACUUUGUGGAGACUUCAAUGGUGAUUCUGUGUACAAUGAGUUCAUUCAUAACGGUCGUUUGAUAAGCCUGGUCGAGUUUGGCAACCUACAGAAAGUCCAUCGGCCGAAUGACGAUUGUGAAGAUCCUUAUGAAAAUGAUGAUGAACCUACAGAUAACACACUGUUAGAAGACAAAUGCACAGACUUUCGGGUCACCUGUACCCAGCUGCUGCAUUCAGAGUCCUGGAAAUCAUGUGGCACCCACCUGGAUCCUGAGCCAUACCUCCAGGCCUGCGUCCAGGACAUGUGUGGCUGUGCCAACACCACAGAUGAUUUCUGCAUCUGCAGCACGCUUGCAGAAUUCUCCCGCCAGUGUUCCCACGCAGGAGGGAGUCCUCCUAACUGGAGGACAUCACAGUUCUGUGCUAAGCAGUGUCCAUACAACAUGGUGUAUUUGGAGGAUGGCUCUCCAUGCAUGGACACUUGCACACACUCUGACACAAGCUCACUGUGCGAAGAACACAAAAUGGACGGAUGCUUCUGUCCUGCAGGGACGGUGUUUGAUAAUAUCUCAAAGAGAGGCUGCAUCACACAAGACCAGUGUCAGUGCAAGCAUGACAAGGUCUACAACAGUGGGGAUGUCUACAAACAGGACAAGGAGGAAUGUGUCUGUCACCAUGGCAAGUGGUCUUGUAAAAGCCUUCCGAGUCCUGCAACAUGUGCAGUUGAGGUGGGGUCACAUGUGACCACCUUUGAUGGCAAAGGCUUCAUCUUCCACGGAGACUGCUACUACACUCUGGCUAAAGAGAGUGUGGUUCCCAAGUUUACCAUUUUGGUCCAGCUGACUCCCUGUGUGAGCCACGAGCUUGAUACUUGUCUAAAGACAGUGGUGGUCCUUCUGAACAAUGACAGAAAUAAUGCCUUGGUGUUUACAACUAACGGAAAAGUAAAGCACAAUGCGGAGAUUAAUUUGCCCUACAGCACAGCUGACAUCAACAUAUUCCAGCCGUCAUCUUUCCACAUCAUUCUCCAAACCAGCUUUGGGUUACAAUUACACAUCCAGCUUGUCCCCAUAAUGCAAGUUUAUGUGACACUGGACCAGAUGCAUAAGAUGAAGACCAGAGGUUUAUGUGGGAACUACAACAUGGUUCUGGGUGAUGACAUGAAAAGCCCUCAGGGGAUUGUGGAGGGUACAGCAUCCUCCUUUGGGAGCUCCUGGAAGAGCAAUCCCACCUGCCCAGACCGGGUGGAGAGGCUGGAUGACCCAUGUGCACUUAGUGUGGAGAAUGAGAAGUAUGCUGAACACUGGUGCUCACUGCUAAAAAGUCCAGAAAGCACUUUUGCUAAGUGUCACACCUUAGUUGAUCCUGAAAUGUACUUCAAGCGCUGCACAUACUCCAGUUGUAACUGUGAGAAGAGUGAGGACUGCCUGUGUGCUGUGUUCUCCUCCUACGCCCGAGCCUGUGCAAUCAAAGGGGUGGUCUUGACAGGCUGGAGAGAGAACGUGUGCGACAAGUACACAACGAGCUGCCCAAUAUCUCAGACCUUCUCCUACCAGCUGCAGAGCUGCCAGCUGACCUGCAGAUCACUGAGCUCAGAGCGACAGGGCUGCACCUUGGACUUUCAGCCUGUUGAUGGCUGCUCCUGCCCUCAGGGUCUCUACCUGGAUGAUAAGGGUGUCUGUGUGCCCAUGGAUAAGUGUCCUUGCUACUAUGAUGGUGUCUACGUCAAACCAGGGAAGUCCAUCAACGUCAGAGACGAGCAUUGUAUCUGCACCAAUGGCAAACUUCACUGUCGUUCUUGGAGAGUUCGUCUCCGCUCAGAGACCUGCCAAUCCCCAAAAGUGUUCUUCAACUGCUCUACCGCUGGUUCAGGGGAGAUAGGAGUACAAUGUGCUAAAAACUGUAGAAAUCUGGACAGUGACGACUGUUACACCUCAGAGUGUCAAUCCGGUUGUCAGUGUCCCAGUGGCCUUGUUGAUGAUAACAGAGGUUACUGUGUGAAAGAACAUGACUGUCCAUGCCUCCAUGAUGGGUUUUACUAUGCUUCGGGGAAAAGUAUCCCAGUCCAGUGCAACACAUGCACCUGCAAGCGGGGACUUUGGGAGUGCACAGAUAAGAAGUGCUCUGGAACCUGUACAAUUUACGGCAGUGGUCAUUACAGCACCUUUGAUCAGCGAACGUAUGGGUUUAGUGGCGAUUGUGGCUAUGUGGCUCUCCAGAAUAAAUGUGGGGAAGGGACAGUCCAGGACUUUGGAGUGAUUACAGAGAACAUACCAUGUGGAAGUACUGGCACAACCUGCUCCAAAACUGUCAGGAUUAAGCUGGGGCGAACAGAGUUAAAACUGUCACAUGGAUCAUAUGAAGUGACGGAAACAGAUGAAGGUGUUCAAAUCAAAUACAAUGUGAGGAACGUUGGCUUGUACCUGCUCGUGGAGUCUGCUAUAGGACUGUCUGUAUUGUGGGAUCGUAAAACCACAGUCCGCAUUAUCCUUGAACCACAUCACAUGGUAAAAGUGUGCGGCCUAUGUGGGGAUUAUAAUGGGGAUGGCCAGAAUGACUUCACCACACAAGGCCAGAUGACUGUUAGCAGUGCUCUAGAGUUUGCAAACAGCUGGCAAACAUCAUACUAUUGUCCAGAUGCAGAAGCAAACACAGAACCGUGUGUUGCCAGACCCAAUCGUCAUAACUGGGCCAAAAUGCAGUGCAGCAUUAUAAAAGGAAUUACUUUCCAAGAUUGCCACAAAAAGGUGGAUCCUACACAAUUUUAUGAGAACUGUGUGAAAGAUUCAUGUGCCUGUGACUCUGGGGGAGACUGUGAGUGUUUAUGCACUGCAGUAGCGGCUUAUGCUCAAGCUUGCAACGAAGCUGGAGUGUGUGUUAACUGGAGAACACCUGAGAUCUGUCCUGUGUUUUGUGACUACUACAAUGAGCCCAAUGAGUGCAAGUGGCAUUAUAGCCCAUGUCACACACCUUGCUACAAGACCUGCUUGAAUCCACAAGGCAUAUGCAGCAACCCAAUUCCAAACCUGGAAGGCUGUUACCCAGUGUGCCCAGAGGAUAAACCCAUAUUUGAUGAAAAGAACCAGACAUGUGUUGAAAAGUGUGACGUCUGCAUAUACAAUGGAACUGUGUAUGAGGAUCACGAAGUUAUUUAUAAUGUGACUGAUAACCUGGGAAUGUGCUACUAUGCCAUUUGCAUAAACGCAACCGUAAUCCAUACCAAUGAAACUUGCUUUCCGACACCGACCCCACCAACAAACCCAUCCACUUUGCCACCAUCGACAACUACCCAAUCUGUGACAUCUCUUACUACAACGGAAAAACCCACGACAACCACCACUGUACAGACUACCAUACCUGAACCAACACCACCUCCUACUACAACUGAAAAACCAACACCACCACCACCAACAACCACAACUGAACCUCCAACUCCUGAACCAACACCAAGUGAAAAACCAACACCAACAACCACAACAACCACAACUGCACUUCCAACUCCUGAACCAACACCACCACCAACUACAACAACUACCACAACUAAACCUCCAACUCCUGAACCAACAACAGCCCAAACUACCAAAUUGACAACUGUGAAAACUUCUGAACCAACACCACCUCCUACUACAACUGAAAAACCAACAUCACCACCUACAACAACCACCACAACUGCACUUCCAACUCCUGAACCAACAACAGCCCAAACUACCAAAUUGACAACUGUGAAAACUUCUGAACCAACACCACCUCCUACUACAACUGAAAAACCAACACCACCACCUACAACAACCACCACAACUGCACUUCCAACUCCUGAACCAACACCACCAACAACUACAACAACUACCACAACUAAACCUCCAACUCCUGAACCAACAACAGCCCAAACUACCAAAUUGACAACUGUGAAAACUUCUGAACCAACACCACCUCCUACUACAACUGAAAAACCAACACCACCACCUACAACAACCACAACUGAACCUCCAACUCCUGAACCAACACCAACUGAAAAACCAACACCAACAACCACUACCACCACAACUGCACUUCCAACUUUUGAACCAACAGCAGUCCAAACUACAAAAUUAACAACUGUGAAAACUACUGAACCAACACCACCUCCUACUACAACUGAAAAACCAACACCACCACCUACAACAACCACCACAACUGAACCUCCAACUCCUGAACCAACAACAGCCCAAACUACCAAAUUGACAACUGUGAAAACUUCUGAACCAACACCACCUCCUACUACAACUGAAAAACCAACACCACCACCAACUACAACAACCACCACAACUGAACAUCCAACUCCUGAACCAACACCAACUGAAAAACCAACACCACCACCAACUACAACAACCACCACAAUUGAACAUACAAAUCCUGAAACAACAACAGCCCAAACUACCAAAUUGACAACUGUGAAAACUCCUGAACCAACACCACCUCCUACUACAAUUGAAAAACCAACAUCACCGCCUACAACAACCACCACAACUGAACCUCCAACUCCUGAACCAACACCAACUGAAAAACCAACACCAACAACCACUACCACCACAACUGCACCUCCAACUCCUGAACCAACACCACCACCAACUACAACAACAACUACCACAACUAAACCUCCAACUCCUGAACCAACAACAGCCCAAACUACCAAAUUGACAACUGUGAAAACUUCUGAACCAACACCACCUCCUACUACAACUGAAAAACCAACACCACCACCACCAACAACCACAACUGCACUUCCAACUCCUGAACCAACACCACCACCAACUACAACAACUACCACAACUAAACCUCCAACUCCUGAACCAACAACAGCCCAAACUACCAAAUUGACAACUGUGAAAACUUCUGAACCAACACCACCUCCUACUACAACUGAAAAACCAACAUCACCACCUACAACAACCACCACAACUGCACUUCCAACUCCUGAACCAACAACAGCCCAAACUACCAAAUUGACAACUGUGAAAACUUCUGAACCAACACCACCUCCUACUACAACUGAAAAACCAACACCACCACCUACAACAACCACCACAACUGCACUUCCAACUCCUGAACCAACACCACCAACAACUACAACAACUACCACAACUAAACCUCCAACUCCUGAACCAACAACAGCCCAAACUACCAAAUUGACAACUGUGAAAACUUCUGAACCAACACCACCUCCUACUACAACUGAAAAACCAACACCACCACCUACAACAACCACAACUGAACCUCCAACUCCUGAACCAACACCAACUGAAAAACCAACACCAACAACCACUACCACCACAACUGCACUUCCAACUUUUGAACCAACAGCAGUCCAAACUACAAAAUUAACAACUGUGAAAACUACUGAACCAACACCACCUCCUACUACAACUGAAAAACCAACACCACCACCUACAACAACCACCACAACUGAACCUCCAACUCCUGAACCAACAACAGCCCAAACUACCAAAUUGACAACUGUGAAAACUUCUGAACCAACACCACCUCCUACUACAACUGAAAAACCAACACCACCACCAACUACAACAACCACCACAACUGAACAUCCAACUCCUGAACCAACACCAACUGAAAAACCAACACCACCACCAACUACAACAACCACCACAAUUGAACAUACAAAUCCUGAAACAACAACAGCCCAAACUACCAAAUUGACAACUGUGAAAACUCCUGAACCAACACCACCUCCUACUACAACUGAAAAACCAACAUCACCGCCUACAACAACCACCACAACUGAACCUCCAACUCCUGAACCAACACCAACUGAAAAACCAACACCAACAACCACUACCACCACAACUGCACCUCCAACUCCUGAACCAACACCAACUGAAAAACCAACACCACCACCAGCUACAACAACCACCACAACUGAACCUCCAACUCCUGAAACAACAACAGCCCAAACUACGACAGCAUCUGUUAUCACUGGUCCAACAAAAACAUCUCCAUCAACAGGUGGACAAAUUACCAAUAGUACUACUGUGAAUACUCCCAAACCAUCAACACCUCAUAGUACAACUGAAAAACCCACAAUAACUACUACUGUGACCACCCAAAGUCAACCUCCAACCACAUCUCCAACUCAAUCACCAACAACAACAACCCCCAGAACUACAGAAUGCAUUUGUACUUUCAAUGGGAAGCACUAUAAACCAGGAGAGACCAUACUUGACCAGGAGCACAUGGGGUCAGAUAUAUGCCUUACCAUGAUAUGCUCCAACAUUUGUGAGAUUAAGAAUACAACAGGUCCAUGUGUUGUUCCAACCCCACCUCCUCCCACUUGCCCAGAAUGGGACAAAGUCCAAAACGAAACAUUCUUGAUUUGCAACUGCACACUGGCCAGAUGCAUUGAGAAUAAUACCAUUGAAAUAAUUCCAUAUGAAUGUCGACCCCUUGAGAACAUCACUUGUGCCAAUGGCAAGAAUCCAGUUCUUGUUUAUGAUGAGAACGGUUGUUGCGAACACUAUGUGUGUGACUGUGUGUGUGAAGGUUGGGGAGACCCUCAUUAUAUAACAUUUGAUGGACUCUUCUACAGUUAUCAAGGAAACUGUACAUACAUCCUCAUGGAGGAGAUCAGACCUAAUCACAACUUAAGAAUUUAUAUUGACAACGUCUACUGUGAUCCCACUGAGGACGUGUCUUGUCCCAGGUCAAUCAUCGUGUCUUAUAACUUCCAAGUCAUAACACUCAAGAAUCACAACCUCAUCGGUGCUGUGCAGUUAGAGGCUCUUAUUGGUGGGGUUGGCCUCGAUCUACCUUUUUCAGGUCAUGGGAUGAAGAUUAUGAACUCUGGACUUAAUAUGGUUUUGGAGAUUCCUCGUCUAGAAGUGGUUGUUACAUUUGGUGUCAAUGGCUUUAGUGUUGCCCUUCCAUUUAGAAUGUUUGGAAACAACACACAGGGACAUUGUGGGACAUGCAACAACAAUCAGCAUGAUGACUGCAUGCUGCCAGGAGGCCAGCUGGUGAAUAGCUGUGCAGUUAUGGCAGAUUACUGGCCUGCCAAAGACCUGUACCAGCCUGACUGUUUUGUGCCACCCUUGUUCCCACCGACCGACUCACCGGUUUAUCCUUCGCCGAUGCCAUGCAAACCUGAUUCCAUUUGUGAACUUCUUAAGAGCAGCUUGUUUGCAGAAUGCCAUCCAUUUGUCUCACCCGACAAAUUCUAUCAGGGAUGUGUUUUUGAUAGCUGCCAUGUACUCAACCCAGCAGUUGAGUGCACAAGUUUGCAGACUUAUGCUGCUGCUUGUAUUCAGUUUGGAGUUUGCCUACACUGGAGGAACCACGUCCAAAUAUGUGCCAACGAAUGCCCGGCAGGCAAAGUCUACAAACCCUGUGGUCCUGCAGAGCAGCCUACCUGUGAUGAUAAUCCUGCUGAUACCAACUUGAAUUUUACAACUGAGGGAUGCUUUUGCCCAGAUGGCAUGAAGCUGUUUAACAAAAAGUCUGGAGUCUGUGUGGAUAAAUGUGGAUGCCUUGAUCCAGAAGGUGUACCACGAGAGUUCAAUGAGAGGUUUCAGUACAAAUGCCAGGACUGCAUUUGUGAGAAAUCCACCAAGACUGUGACUUGCAAGCCUAAGGUUUGUCCAGAGUACCCUGUACCCACCUGCACUGAUCCAGGGUUAAUCCUUGUCAACCAGACUAAUCCAUCAGACCCCUGCUGCUCUAGCCUCGUUUGCCAGUGUGUCAGCAGUACUUGUCCAUCUAACGACAUGAACUGUCCGAUUGGGUUCAAGCCUAUGGUCUCAGUGCCUGAAGGAAAAUGCUGCCCGAAAACCACAUGUGAGGCUAAAAGAGUUUGUGUGCACAACAAUAUGGAAUACCAGCCUGAUGACUUAGUACCAGUGGUGGAGUGUCAAGACUGUACUUGUACGAGGGAGGAGGGUGUCAAGGGCCUGUUAAAAAUAGUCUGUCGCUUUCUGGAAUGUGAUCAAAAGUGUGAUCUGGGAUAUGAGUAUACUGAGACAUCCUCAAAUGGAUGCUGUGGAAAGUGUUUGCAGACGCACUGUAUCCUCAAAAUGAAUGGAACCAACAAGUUGCUGAAGCCAGGACAAAUCUGGUCAAUGCCUGGCAAUACAUGUGAAAGUUACAGUUGCUUUAGGAAUGGUGCAACCUAUGUGACCACCAGCUCCAAGACCCAGUGUCCUCCAUUCCAGCAGAGCAACUGCCAGCCGGAUUCAAUACAGACAGCAGCAAAUGGUUGCUGUAAAAUUUGUUUGGAUAAGGAAACGGCCUGUAAGAUAGGAAGCAAGCAAACCCGCAUCAAUUACAAAGGAUGCCAGUCUGUGGAGGAAGUGGACAUGCCGUACUGCGAAGGAGCCUGCAACACUUUCACCAAGUACUCAGAAGUGGCUGCAACCAUGCAGCAGUCCUGUUCUUGCUGCAAGGAGUUGCGCUCUUCCAACCGUACUGUAACCCUGCAGUGCCUGAAUGGAGAUCAGGUUCCUUACACCUAUAUGCACGUGGAGGAAUGUAGCUGCGGGAACACUGACUGCAACAGUGCCAGCAGAUGGCCUCUCCGCAAGAGCCGGAGUCUCAGAUUGGUCUGAAAGGGACUGCAAUUCCCCCACCACUUUGCUGUGAUGAAUAAGUUGUCUACCCUAGCCCCUUAGCUGUUAGCUACUGUAGAUUAUAUUUGAAAUGUAGAAAUCAAAUCUAUUUAUCUUAAUAAAUGCAUCUGAAAAACAACAA
Messenger RNA from Osmerus eperlanus (European smelt), 9205 nucleotides. Its product is annotated as mucin-2-like. The record is from RefSeq and is a predicted model, not a curated record. The transcript has 47 exons. Gene Ontology annotation, cellular component: extracellular matrix. Gene Ontology annotation, molecular function: protein binding. The coding region runs from base 1 to 9063 and encodes 3020 amino acids. NCBI's taxonomy places the organism in Eukaryota, Metazoa, Chordata, Actinopteri, Osmeriformes, Osmeridae.